Molecule: messenger RNA, 2090 nt
Organism: Bipolaris sorokiniana ND90Pr
Lineage: Eukaryota; Fungi; Ascomycota; Dothideomycetes; Pleosporales; Pleosporaceae
Exons: 2
Coding region: 378-1937 (519 amino acids)
Biological process (GO): proteolysis
Molecular function (GO): cysteine-type exopeptidase activity; dipeptidase activity
Source: RefSeq, a predicted model, not a curated record
ACCAUAUCGACUGAUGAGUAAAACCAUACCAUAAACUUGAUAGCCAGGAUUCUAUCUUUUUUCCGAUCACCCACUGUGUCGGUGGGACCUGAAAUGUGCCAUAUUGUCAAUGCCGCGAAAUUCCCGAUGUGUUCACGACUCAGUUGACAGAUCUGUUAUCGGAAUACCGGUUCCUGCAUAGCGCACUUCCAACACCGCAAGCUUGACCCUCUCAAGUUCAGAUCCCCAUGCUGUGCCGUGUCGGACUUAUCUGACGUAGUCGGCCCGCUGUUCAAGUAAAUACAUAGUCUCUCCCCACUCUUGCUGGAAGACAAAGAAAAGUCUGUAGCCGGACUGCUGGCGAUACCAACUCCCUCGCCAUCGCCAUUUCCACAAAGAUGUUAUCGCAUCUUCUCGCGAUUGGGCUUUUGAGCCUUGCGAAGACAUCUCAAGGGAGUUAUGGAUUCUACGUCGGCAAGGCACUCACACAUGAUGGCAGCGUUAUGCUGGGCGGAACGGGCGAAGAAGUGUCAUCGCACUGGCUUCAGAUCUUCCCUGCCAAGGACCACAAGGCAAACGACACCAUUGUCGUCGGCGUUACGGAAGACGCGGUGAUGCCGGGAAAGUUGAUGAACAUUUCGCAAGCACCGCACACCUUUCGCUAUCUUUCCAUGGAAUACUCGGAUUUUGAAGGGUUUCCGGCGCCUCUCACAAACGGUGGUGUUAAUGAAAAGGGCGUUGCUGUGCGCGAUAUAUGGGCUCAGAACCGAGAUGACCUCAUUGCCAUGACACCAAAUCCGCAGACUGGCUUGCAAUACUCCGACCUGGCCCGCGUUGUACUGGAGAGAGCGAGUACCGCAAGAGAAGGCGUCGAGCUUAUUGGACAAAUGAUCGCUGAUUAUGGCUAUGCCGACUAUGGCGGUAACUCGCAUCUCAUCGCUGAUGCAAGCGAAGGCUGGGUGGUUUGGGAGAUGUCAGGAGGCCAGAAACUCUGGGCGGCAGAGCGUCUGGGUGAAAACGAUGUGCGCGUUCUUUACCCCGGCUAUAUUGAAGACUUUCCUGUGGACUUUGAAAACAGCCCAGACUACAUGGGUAGCCCGAACAUUGUGAGUUUUGCGGUUGAGCAGGGCUGGUGGAACCCAAACAGCACCAAGCCUUUCAACAUAUUCAACGCGUACGCACCCCAAGAAGAAGGCUACACUGCACGAGAUGGCGGAGCGAAGUACAUGUCGCAAGCUGCACUUGAAGAUGCGACCCGCGCAAUGGCUCCUGUAACCGAGAAAGACCUCAUCGAGCACGUUCGAGACUACAGAAUCUCAGACGAUGAAGCCGGUUACGGCCAAGUCGUAUCUCUACGUCCAAAUAUGGACCCCGAUCUGAUCCGUGUUUGGGUUGCACCUACCGGUUCGGUAACAGCACCUUUCAACCCAUGGUGGCUGGGUGUAAAGAGCAUUCCGCCAGAGUAUGGACUACACCGCUAUCUGUACAAGGAUGCUGCGGCUACAUUUCUGGACACUGACUACCAGUAUCAAGAAGCCACCCAAUUUGCUGGACGUAUAUUCAAAAAAGUACUCUACUACACAUGCUCAGAUCCGGAAAGUUAUCUGCCCGUUGUGCAAAACAUGCUGCAUGGAUUUGAGAAUGCAUCUUUUGCUGAUAUGGAAUGGGUCGAGCGAGCUGCCCAUACAAUGGUGGAGGCCGGGCAACAGGAGCACGCACUGGAUCUCUUGACAUUCUACUCGCAUGCAAGGGCAGAGAAGGCACUGGCGCUUGGGAGGACUAUGGCCGAUGCUCUCGAUGCCUACGUGAAGCUGACGGGUCAGUUCCGCAUGCCGAGUGGCGAUCGAAUCAAUGAUCCUGGGCUUGGGGCUGAGACAGUAAACUGUUUGGUGGGAUGGGAUCCGGAUCAACCAGCUGACAAGCAGAAACCUUUGAAGAGAUUUCGACGAUCAAAAUGACUUGGACAAAUGGGCCGGGGCUACCGCGACAAACAAUAUACUAUUGGUACUUGAGAUACCGGAGAAAAUGAUCUAAUACAAUCACACUUUAGCAGAAGGAGCAAAUAUAUAGAGAAUGUGUGCUGUGGAUACAAGCCUGGAAUGUGAUUGCAG